Messenger RNA from Dendronephthya gigantea, 3641 nucleotides. RefSeq names its product ubiquitin carboxyl-terminal hydrolase 33-like. The coding region runs from base 529 to 3075 and encodes 848 amino acids. The record is from RefSeq and is a predicted model, not a curated record. The transcript is spliced from 27 exons. Lineage: Eukaryota; Metazoa; Cnidaria; Anthozoa; Malacalcyonacea; Nephtheidae. Gene Ontology annotation, biological process: protein deubiquitination. Gene Ontology annotation, molecular function: zinc ion binding; cysteine-type deubiquitinase activity.
GGUUGUUCGAUAGGCGUUUCCCUGUUCACCGGUUUCCCCGUCCCAGUUUCCAUUCCGCUGCUCCCCUGUUCUUCCGUUCCCCGGUUUCCCGUUCCUCGGUUCCUUAUUUUAAAGAUAGCGCCAAACGAAAAACAUUCAACUUUAAAUUCGGAAUUAUUCGAAUUGCGCUCGGAACUAGUUCGUGGUCCGACUGUAUACGAAUGACACGCGUAUGGGAAAAACAAAAUGGCUGCUUAUACCAGCUUUCGCAAAUACAAAUCAUGAUACAAAUACAAAAAAAAUUUUUUGCAAGUUUUGUAAGAGACCCACAGGAUCCUGUUUAAAAGAAGCCAAUUUCAACGCUGUUUUACAUAUAGCAGCAACCUAGCAUAAAUCAGAGGUAAAUAUAUCAUAAUGUUAAAAUUUAUCAAUAUUUACAUUUUUUUGCCAAGUUUUAUAUAUAAUAUACUUACGAAGUACUCAGAGUUGUGAUGUGUUAUCUGCUUACAACUUUUUGUAAUUUUGUGUUAUUGGUAUAGUGUGAAAACAAUGAACUGUCCACAUAUUCAUAUUAAAUGCAUAAGAGAAAUUAGUUUUACAGACAUGAAUCAGCGACAACAGUGCGAUGAAUGCAGUGACAAAGUAGGUGAGAUGUGGAUGUGUAUGCAGAGGUGUUGUUCAUUUGUUGGUUGUGGAAGACAUUCAAAGAACCAUGUGGAAAGUCAUCAUCAGAAAACAGACCAUGCAAUCUAUGUGUGUAAAAAAGACCGUCAAGUAUGGUGCUUUGGAUGUGGUCGCAAACUUGAAGAUGUAAAGUUGGCAUUUUCUCGGGAUAUUGAUGAGUAUCAGGAAAUGGAAGAGGAAUAUGACAGUGAUGAUAAUGAUACCAUGGAUAUGGAGGAAGAAGCAGCUAUGAUAGACAAGGAUUAUUUUGAUGGUUUUGAAAAAGGAAUGAAACCCAGAGGUUUAACUGGAUUGGUAAACAUUGGCAAUACUUGUUAUAUGAAUUCAGCUCUUCAGGCAUUAUCAAAUAGCCCAUCAUUGAUGCAAUUCUUCCUGGAAUGUCCAGGAUAUGUGAGGUAUCUGUCUCAAGCAAACGUUUCCGAAAAAUAUCGCUUGCUUGUCACCGAAAUGUGGUCAAAGAAAAGACCAAAAAGCGUCAAUCCUUCAGACCUAAUGUCGUGUUUUCAAAAAUUGAAUCCUCAAUUUCGCGGCUUUAGACAACAGGACACUCAAGAGUUUUUGCGAGUGUUGAUGGAUCUUCUCCACGAGGAACUUAAAGAACCAGUUCCUCCUGUUGCCAACAUUCAAGACGCUUCACCAGAAAAACCUGUUAACAACGUAUCAACAAGAUCAAAGCGAUUACUUGGAGGACAAACUAUGCAAGCUGACAGACAGAAUGGAGAGUUGCCGCAAAACGGUUCGAGGAAAUCACGAACAAAUCGCUACAAUCUUAGAAGUUUUUCCCGCCGGAAGGCUGAAGCCAUGAAAACCAACUCACAGAGAGAGGCUGUUGAUAAACCAGUCACAGAAGAUAAUGUCGUCAUCAAGGACACGUUGCUUAGUAACAGUCGUAGCUGCCCAGAGUUGCGAGAAGAGCUUACGUCACAAGCAGCUGGGGAUCCAAGUGUUGAGCCCAAAGAACCGGCGAUUUCAAUGGGAUUUGUAAAUAUGGCGUCAGAUCAUUCAGAGGGGAAUGAUACUGAUGAAGAAGAGAGUAAUUUUGAGAGAUCAGUUUCUGAUUCCGAGAUUAAUUAUUAUCACCUUGGGGGAUAUGGGGAGAGGAAUGUGAACUCAGAGCAAAAACCAGCAGCAGUUGAGUACUCGAGUAUUAUAUCAGAUUUGUUCAAUGGCAAGAUACGAAGUUCCGUGCAAUGUCUCACUUGUAAAAAGAUUUCAUCUACAAUGGAAACGUUCCAAGAUCUCUCAUUACCAAUACCAGGAAAAGAAGAACUCUCAGCCAUACACUCGACCACGCAAUGCAACCCUAUCAUGUCAUACUCGUCAUCAGACAGUUCGAGAGGAAUCUUUGGCACUCUUUUUGACUGGAUUUCAAGCUGGAUAUUUGGUCCUCGUGUUUCUUUCGAAGAUUGUCUGGCUGCGUUUUUCUCCGCCGAUGAACUGAAAGGAGACAAUAUGUAUCGUUGUGAGCACUGUUCGAUGUUAAGAAAUGGGAUGAAAGAAUGCAAAGUAUUUAAACUACCUGAGAUGUUGUGUAUUCAUCUCAAACGCUUCCGACAUGAAUAUUACCAUUCGUCGAAAAUAAGCAGCUUUAUAUCUUUUCCUCUCGAAGCCUUCGACGUGAAAAAAUAUUUGACAAAUGAUUUUUCAGGUAAAUGUACAAAAUACGAUCUGGUGGCUAUCAUCACACAUCAUGGUAGCGUUGGGGGAGGACAUUAUGUCGCCUAUUGCAAGAAUUUCGUAACGGCAAAGUGGUAUGAAUUCAACGACUCUUACGUCACUGAAGUAUCGGCAAGUUAUGUGCAGAGCUGUGAAGCCUAUGUGUUGUUUUACAGGAAAAGAGGUGAAGAUAUUGUGAAGUAUCGACAAAAAUUCUUUCGACUGAGUAAACGUUGCGAGGGUCAGCCAACAACGCACUACAUCUCAAAGAAAUGGAUGACGAUGUUUUACACAUGCGCUGAACCAGGGCCAAUUUCGAAUAACAGUUUCAUGUGUAAGCAUGAAGCAAUCGAUCCUCUCAAAGAGUCAUUUGUAAAUGAUUUGGUGAGUCCUUUACAGCAGACCUGUUGGGAUUUCUUGUUGAAAAAGUUUGGUGGAGGUCCUGAGGUUAAGACUUUGGAUAUCUGUCCAAUAUGCAAGAAAGAAUUGAUAGAGUUGGAAAAACGGAGAACGUAUGAAUAUGAGUCUGUGAAAGAGAUCUUUGAUAACAGUGACAGCUCAGGUCCUCAGUAUAUCAUCAGUUUAAAAUGGUUUAAAGAGUGGAAGAAUUUUGGUGAAGGUGUCAAUAAAGAUCCGCCUGGCCCUAUCAAUAACUUUAAAAUAGGACUUCAAAGAAAAAGAGUUCCGAAAGCAGUUUGGGAUUUCCUGUAUUCUGUGUAUGGUGGAAAGCCUGUUUUGCCUGUGGAUGAGGCCUAGCACAUAGUCAAAAAACUAACAUCACACUGUUGUUUGAAGGUUGUAACAAUAACAUAUUAUAGCUGGUAUAUGGUUUUGCAUGCACAAAUUGUUCUAUACCAGGAUAAAGAUUGAUAAUUGCAACAGGUAGCCAACACCAUGAAAAGUUGUUUUAACAAUAUGCUAUUGUCUAGCAAUUCAGAAAUCGGCCAACCAGAUGUGGUUGCAACAGUAUAGGCUAUAGCAAAAGAACAACACCAUGUCAUUGUUACAACGCAUUUCAAACACAUCUUUGGAAGAGUUGUUCUUGCAUACACCAACAUGAACCAAAAUGUAUUUUAUAAAAUUUGAUUUCAUGUAAACUCUACAUAAACAUUAAACUACCAUGCAAACAUUUUAAAAACCAAAUUGUAAUAAUUUGAUUGCAACCUCAAAGCCUGUGCAGACCAAAUCACAGGGAAUGCAACUAUUAGAAUCAUACUUGAUGUUGAUAGAAAUUGUUCAAAUUGUCCUUUACAUGUUCUUUGUAUAAGAUUUGAAAUCAAAUGUUAAUGUUUGUGCAAAUUAAAUGUAAAAUUAAAUUAUGU